CCAGUCGAUGUACGAGAUGACUUGUGAGGAAUCAGCAACGCCGCCGCCACGCAGCAAACCGGGGGGCCAUGGGGGCUCAGGUGUUCGCAAACGCAAGGGGAGCAGAGCAACUCCGGCUGGUCCCGAACAGGGCACGGUUACCACGGACAGCAAUGGCACGAGCUGCACCGUUGACGCCAACGGGACCCCGUCUACCUCAACACACGGCCUCGAGAACAGCACCAGAGCCCGCUGGCAGCCACCUCGCGCCGAAGGUUAUCAGAGCGUUUGUACGAUUCUACUGGUCACCGUGCUGUCGUUUGCCACGCGGUUUUACAAGCUCAUGGAACCUGAUCACGUAUGCUGGGAUGAGACGCACUUCGGCAAGUUUGCCAGCUACUACAUCAACAGAACCUUCUUCCUGGACGUGCACCCCCCCCUCGGGAAGAUGCUAAUUGGCCUGAGUGGAUACCUAACCGGCUACAACGGCUCGUUUCCCUUCACCAAACCGGGAGACAAAUACGGAGGACACCACUACGGGGGGAUGAGAGCGAUGUGUGCAGGUUUCGGCACGUGUGUUCCGCUCUUCGCCUACCUGACGGUUCUAGAACUCUCUGGCUCCACGUCAGCUGCUCUCAUCACAGCCUCUCUCCUCAUCUUUGAUACAGGCUACAUCACUCUCUCCCAGUAUAUCCUCCUGGACCCCAUAUUGAUGUUCUUCAUCAUGGGUUCCGUGUUCUGCAGCGUCAAGUUCUUCUCCCUCACACACAGGCCCUUCUCUCGGCCCUGGUGUGUGUGGAUGCUGCUGCUGGGCGUGUGCCUGGCGGGGGCGGUCAGUGUGAAGUUCCUGGGCCUCUUCGUCGUGCUAUUGGUCGGACUCAACACCGCCGCGGAACUCUGGGGGCUGCUGGGAGAUAUCACACUCUCACUGGCGGAGGUCUGUAAGCAGGUGUGUGUGCGUGUGUGUGGUCUGAUCCUGUGGCCCCUCCUCCUCUACCUCCUCAUCUUCACACUCUCUAUCAAGAUCCUCAAUAAGAGUGGUCCAGGUGAUGGCUUCUUCAGCUCCUCCUUCCAGUCCACGUUGCUAGGCAACAACCUGCACAACGCAUCCAUGCCUGAAUAUCUGGCCUAUGGUUCGGUGGUGACGCUGCGUAACCAGCGGAUUGGACAAGGCUACCUGCACUCACACGCCCACGUCUACCCCGAGGGGGUAGGGGCACUGCAACAGCAGGUGACGAUGUAUUCACAUAAGGACUUCAACAACCUGUGGCUCGUCAAGAGGGAAGUAGACGAUCCGGCCGCGCCCCCUGACCUCAUUCGCCAUGGAGACGUCAUUCGCAUGGAGCACAAAGAGACCACUAGGAAUCUCCACAGUCACGUGAUGGAGGCUCCACUCUCCAAGAAACAUCAUCAGGUCACCGGCUACGGAUCAAAUGGCACGGGUGAUGAUAACGACCUGUGGGUGUUGGAGGUGUACGGAGGUCAGAGGGGCGACCUUGUCAAUGUCAUCCGCAGCAAGAUCCGCUUCGUACACAGGAACACCGGCUGCAUCCUCUUCACAUCAGGAAAACAGCUGCCCAAGUGGGCGUGGGACCAAGGAGAGGUCACGUGUAAUCCGUACCACAAGGACACACCCAGCUCACUAUGGAACAUCGAGGACCACAGCAACCCCAAACUGCCCAACAUCAGCCUGUCGGUGUUGAAGCCUUCCUUCCUGGAGAUUCUCAUAGAGUCGCAUAUCGUUAUGUUCAAGUCCAACAGCGGCCUGAAGCCCAAAGAAGACGAAGUGACAUCACAACCCUGGCACUGGCCAAUCAACUACCAGGGUAUCCGGUUCUCUGGUGUGAAUGAGACGGACUACCGCGUCUACUUUCUUGGCAACCCAGUGUUGUGGUGGUGUAAUCUGGCCUGUCUGGGUGUGUAUCUGGUGAUCGUGGUCUUGGCUGCUUCCGCGCUACACAGAGGAUGCGACAUGGACACCAAGCGACACGGGCAUGCGUGUGUGUUGACGGGGGGAGGCGUGAUGCUGUUUGUGGGCUGGCUGCUGCACUAUCUGCCCUUCUACGCCAUGGGAAGAGUUCUCUACUACCACCACUACUACCCAGCCAUGCUGUUCAACACCAUGAUCACAGGUAUAACGCUCGACUGCCUGCUGCAGAAUGUGGACCUGCUGUUAAAGCCCCCCCAUGCAGACUGGGCACGGAGGGGGGGGCAGGGGCUAGUGGCAGCAGUCAUACUCUACAGCUUCUACCUGUUCCACCCGCUGUCGUACGGAAUGCAGGGACCCCUGGCACAUCAGGAGGGAAGCCCCAUGCACAACCUCCGCUGGAUGGAAUCAUGGGAGUUCUAAUGGAAUCAUGGGGGAGUUCUAAUGGAAUCAUGGGAGUUCUAAUGGAAUCAUGGGAGUUCUAACGGAAUCAUGGCAGUUCUAAUGGAAUCAUGGCAGUUCCAAUGGGAGAGGGGGAUGAGGUAGAGAGAGAGAGAAAAAAGUCAAACAGGGAAAUGGU
This is a messenger RNA of Engraulis encrasicolus (European anchovy), 2486 nucleotides long. It is a transcript of the gene pomt2, whose product is annotated as protein-O-mannosyltransferase 2. Gene Ontology annotation, cellular component: membrane; endoplasmic reticulum. The transcript has 22 exons. Lineage: Eukaryota; Metazoa; Chordata; Actinopteri; Clupeiformes; Engraulidae. The record is from RefSeq and is a predicted model, not a curated record. Gene Ontology annotation, biological process: protein O-linked glycosylation via mannose. The coding region runs from base 8 to 2329 and encodes 773 amino acids. Gene Ontology annotation, molecular function: dolichyl-phosphate-mannose-protein mannosyltransferase activity.